Messenger RNA from Scophthalmus maximus (turbot), 1715 nucleotides. RefSeq names its product inhibin subunit alpha (gene inha). Gene Ontology annotation, cellular component: extracellular region. The transcript is spliced from 2 exons. Gene Ontology annotation, molecular function: cytokine activity; growth factor activity. Gene Ontology annotation, biological process: SMAD protein signal transduction. The record is from RefSeq and is a predicted model, not a curated record. NCBI's taxonomy places the organism in Eukaryota, Metazoa, Chordata, Actinopteri, Pleuronectiformes, Scophthalmidae. The coding region runs from base 106 to 1161 and encodes 351 amino acids.
AUUAGGGUUGGUCGCAGAAGAGAAACAGUUUCCUGGUGCUGCUCAGAACUCCGCCGCUACACCUUGAAGACGUUUCAUGUGAAGUGGUCGUGACACGCUGCAGUCAUGGUGUCCUGUGCUCUUCUCUUCCUGGGUGUUUUGGGGAUCCUCGGUGUGAUUGAAGGCUGCCGGGGAGAGGAUGUGUCCAGGGAGGCAGUGUUGUCGUGGCUCAGCGGGCGGGUUCUGGAGGGCCUCGGGCUGGACGAGCCUCCCGUGGCCACAGUGCAGGGCCCCGACGUGGACAUGGCACAGCAAGGGCGAGCGGGGCGUCUGCAUCGGCGGGCCCCCCCCAGGACGAGCAGCACAACGUGGGUCAGCCAUGGAGCCAGUCCAAACCAGGAUGUGUCUCAAAUCAUUCUCUUCCCCAGUUCUGACUCAUCUUGUGCCAGAUCGGACUCAGCUUCAGGAGAAACCACCGAAAGCCACUUCACCUAUUACUUCCAGCCAUCCUUGAACGACCAGGAGACCCUGGUCACGUCUGCCCACCUGUGGUUCUACGCGGGCGAAGGAGCCACAGUCAACACUUCCGCCCCGCUGUUCAUUCUAACUUCAGCGCAGCAGCUUCUCCAGGCAGCAGAAGCUCCAUCACAGAUGAGCUCCGACGGAUGGAGCACCUACCAACUGGAUCAGACGCUGCUGGCCUCCGUCGCUCAGGGCCCUUUCCUCCUGCAGGUCCGCUGUCCAGCCUGCGAGUGCCACGCCAACGAACCAGACAAAAUGCCCUUCCUUGACCUUCGCGCUCGGCCUCGGGGUCCAGCCCAUGCACCCCGUCAUGCACCACGGAACAUUCCCUGGUCUCCUUCUGCCAUUGACCUACUACAGCGGCCCUCUCCGGAGAGACCAGAGCACAGCGACUGCCAGCGAGCAGAGAUCGAAAUCAGCUUCGAGGAGCUGGGCUGGGACAAUUGGAUUGUCCAUCCCAAGGUGCUGACCUUCUACUACUGCCACGGAAACUGCUCGGCCCAGGAUCGGACCAUCACGAUGCUGGGGAUGAGUCAGUGCUGCGCUCCGGUCCCGGGGAGCAUGAGGUCCCUGAGGAUCACCACAACAUCCGAUGGUGGCUACUCGUUCAAGUACGAGACCUUGCCCAACAUUAUACCCGAAGAGUGUACUUGUAUCUGAACAUGAACGUUUCUAAGGGCUAGUUCACCUAAGUUACAAAAGGACAUUUCUUUUUACCCCAUUUAGCCACACAGAUUUUAUGUCCUGAGAAUAUUCCAGCCUAAUUAUGUACUUGUAUAUGCACACUUACCUUUUUUACAGUUAAUACAGAGAAGAAUCAAUAUACUCAACUGCUAACACUAACAGGAAAAGACGCACAACGUUGCCAAUUUAACUUUACUAACAAAAAGAAAAAGCUUUUAACUCUUAUCCUGAAGCUCGUUUUACCACCACUCAAGUCUUUUGAAAAAGUGUCCAUCAACAGCAACCAAGCAUUUUUAUAUGCAAUACACUAUUCUGCCAGUAAUCAUCUUUUAACAUAAUGAAUGUUUAUUUAGCUUCAAUGUGCAAGUAAAAAGGCAUCAAUUUCUUGUCGUUUUGAUUCUCACCUGUAGAGGGCAGUGCUUACCUAUGUUUAAACUGCACCAUUUCAGUACCUUUACAUAAAGACUUUUGUGUUGUUAACUGAAAUCAUGUAGUCUAAAGAAUCAUUAAAACAUGGACGUGAAUUGUUA